UUCCCCUGUGUGCUGUGGAUUUCUGUCACGGUGGUUAAUCCCCCACCUUGUCUCCCCCCCCUCGCCUCAGGCACGGGGACUUUUGGCCGAGUCUUCCUGGUCAAGGACAAGAAGAGCAGGGCCUUCUACGCCCUGAAGCAGAUGAAGAUCCCGGACGUGAUCCGACUGAAGCAGGAGCAGCACGUCCACAAUGAGAAGGAGGUGCUGGCAGAGGUCAACCACCCCUUCCUCAUCCGACUGUUUUGGACCCACCAUGACGAGCGCUUCCUCUACAUGCUGAUGGACUACGUGCCAGGCGGCGAGCUGUUCAGCUACCUACGCAGCCGCGGACGCUUCAGCAACGCCACGGGCCUCUUCUAUACCUCUGAGAUCGUAUGCGCCAUCGAGUACCUCCACUCCAAAGAAAUCGUGUACCGUGACCUGAAGCCUGAGAACAUCCUGCUGGACAGCGAGGGACACAUCCGCCUGACCGACUUUGGCUUCGCUAAGAAACUCUCUGACAGGUGACACACGUCAACAGCAGAAUGUAGUUUGACAACCACAAAGGAAUAGUUGUAUAUGUGCUAAAUGACCCAAAAAAACAUAUCAAACUGACAGGGAAUGCAGUAUUUAAAGUAAGACAUGAAACAGUUAAUAGAUUGUCUAACCCAGUGAUACUCAACUAACAGCCCAAGGGCCCAAUCUGGCCCCCGAUAGCAUUCCGAUUGACCCCC
Messenger RNA from Plectropomus leopardus (leopard coralgrouper), 713 nucleotides. The record is from RefSeq and is a predicted model, not a curated record. Lineage: Eukaryota; Metazoa; Chordata; Actinopteri; Perciformes; Serranidae.